UUUGAUGAUUAAUUCACUAAGAUAGAAAAGCAGACAAGUUUCUAGUUAGAAAGUCUAGAAAAGUACUAUUUACCAGAUAUAGGGACUCCAUUUGAGUUGUCUAAGGUCCUGGUACAAUGCAUUGCAAGGUAUUUCGAUUGGAUAAACUGGUUUAUCAACAGUUGAUUUGCAUGCUUCAGUAGUUGACACAAACAACAAAUAUAUAUAUUUGACAGCAUUACUUGGCAGAAAAUUCGAACUGAUGGAAAGUAUCUUUUCCAAAAUAUUUAUUUAGGAUAAGAAUGUUUUUCAGCAAUGAGUAGUUUCUUAAUGAUGGUCCUAUCUAAAAGCUUCAUUUAUUUGGAAACAGAUAAAAAGAUGGAAGUAUUAUUUUAGUCAAAGUAAAAAUAAAAUAAUUAAUACAUACAUAAAUAAAUUCUACUUAAAUAAUCUAUGCACUAACUAAUCCUAUAUUAAUAUAUUGUCCACGUAACUAUCACUACAAAACUUCAGUUACACGUCAUGAAGUUCAAACAAUAAAAAAAGAAGAGAAAGAAAGAAAUGUUUCUGGAUCUCUUCAUUCAGAUCUCCAUUUCAUAGAAGUAAAUCAGUGAGCAACAUUUUCAAACCGAAUCAUUAUUUCCAAAAUCAAUGGGUGCUUUUGUUAAGCUAUUGGACUUACUUCUUUUUGUCUAUUUCAUCUUCACUGCCAAUUCUAUACCACUCCUUAAUAGCCAAGUUGUCCUUCCUAAAUACAUGUUUCCUUCCAUGCUGGUUGACUUAAUGAACUGGUACAUUCAAGAAUUUGGUGAUUAUUUAGCUUCUGAGAAACCUCAUUUCUUUGUUGGCUUAGUAUGGUUGGAGCUUCUCUUUUCAUGGCCACUUUGUGUCCUUAGUCUUUAUGCCAUUGCAGCUGGAAAAUCUUGGAUUAAUACUACCUGUUUGGUAUAUGGUGCUUCCACUAUCACUUCAAUGGUGGCCAUAAUAAGUGAAUUGAACGGUUCCAAGAGAGCAUCAGUCAAGUUGCUGUUGGCGUACUAUCCAUUUCUAGGAUUUGCUGUUUUAGCAAUCUUACGUGGUCUACUACCUCAUUCUGGCAAGACAAUUAGCAUUGGAAAAAGAUCUGAUAUAGGCAGGAAGAAAAGGGCUUAAUCAUUCAACUCAGAAGCUAGAAUAGAUGAGUUGUAACUUUGUAUUUCUUUUGGCAGUGAUACCUAGAAACCGUAUCAAAUUUGUUCUUGGUUUGUUUUUAUUUCCCCUGCUGACAUAAUGUCGUAGUGGCUUGCACAUGAGUUUUCACGCAAACAAUUACAAUUCAAUGUAGUUUCGCAAGUGCUGGCAUUGUUAGCUUGAUGAUCUGAUUUGAUUUC
Messenger RNA from Capsicum annuum, 1349 nucleotides. Its product is annotated as sigma intracellular receptor 2. The coding region runs from base 631 to 1131 and encodes 166 amino acids. Gene Ontology annotation, cellular component: endoplasmic reticulum. The transcript has 2 exons. Lineage: Eukaryota; Viridiplantae; Streptophyta; Magnoliopsida; Solanales; Solanaceae. The record is from RefSeq and is a predicted model, not a curated record.